AUGUCAAAGGUUAUCGCAGUCGCCGGUGGUACUGGUAGCGUUGGUCGCACCAUCGUUGAAGAGUUGAAAAAGUCCCCUCUGUACGAUGUCAUUGUCUUGGCUCGCAAGGUUCCAGAAGUGAAUGAUGAAAAAGCGCCCGUCGUCGCAGUGGACUACAACAACGUCGAUGAAACUGCGCAAAAACUGGCCAGCCACAAAGUAGACGUCGUCAUCUCUACUAUUAGCGUGGUUGAUGAAGUCGCUGGAGUUUGCCAAGUCGACCUGGUCAAGGCAGCCAGUAAAUCUGGCACCGUAAAACGCUUCAUUACUAGUGAAUGGGGUACUCCUCAUACCAAAGUGUCUCCUAUCUAUCAGAUUCGAGAAAAUGCCGUGAUAGAGCUUCGCAAGACCGACUUGGAAUGGACUCGAGUUGCUAACGGCUACUUUAUGGACUACUACGGCAUGCCUCAUGUGAAGACGUAUCUGAAGCCCUUGUUCUUCGUGGUAGACCCGCCAAACAAGACUGCUGCCAUCCCUGGCACAGGAGAUGAGGUUCUUUCUUUCACCUACACUUUUGAUGUGGCAAAAUUUGUUGUCGCAUCUCUGGGCUUGCCCAAGUGGGAGGAGAUUACCUACUGCUACGGUGAAAAUUCAACAUUCAACAAGCUUGUUGCACUUUCUGAAGAAGCUCAGGGCACUAAGUUCAAGGUUACAUUCGAUCCUCCCGAAAAGCUCGCAAAGGGAGAGAUUACAGAAUUGCCUUCUCACCCUGCGCUAUAUCCAUACUUUCCGAAGCCAGCGAUGCAAGGCUUGUUCUCGCUUUUCGCCUCAUGGGUCCUUGAUGGUAGCCUAAAAGCUCCAGAAGACAAGAGCCUGAACGCCAAAUUUCCCGAAAUCAAGACCACCAAGUUGGCCGAAAUCGUCGGUGCCUGGAAGGGACAUUAA
Molecule: messenger RNA, 924 nt
Organism: Trichoderma breve
Lineage: Eukaryota; Fungi; Ascomycota; Sordariomycetes; Hypocreales; Hypocreaceae
Product: nmrA-like family domain-containing protein
Exons: 4
Coding region: 1-924 (307 amino acids)
Source: RefSeq, a predicted model, not a curated record